This is a messenger RNA of Helianthus annuus (common sunflower), 1841 nucleotides long. RefSeq names its product labd-13Z-ene-9,15,16-triol synthase, chloroplastic. NCBI's taxonomy places the organism in Eukaryota, Viridiplantae, Streptophyta, Magnoliopsida, Asterales, Asteraceae. Gene Ontology annotation, molecular function: iron ion binding; oxidoreductase activity, acting on paired donors, with incorporation or reduction of molecular oxygen; heme binding. Bases 44 to 1621 code for a protein of 525 amino acids. The record is from RefSeq and is a predicted model, not a curated record. The transcript is spliced from 2 exons.
CCAUGGACUUGUAGCAUUGUACUCAAGUUCAAUCAUUUGCAAAAUGGCAGAACAAAAUAAUAAUGUGUUAGGGUGGUGGGAAGCCAUUAACAACGACAACGAGCUAACCAUGUUAGUUGUCACCACUUUACUGAUCUUGGCUAUUUUAUGGUACAAAUUCAUACUAUCGAAUCCCUCAAUAAGUGCACCUCCAUUGCCACCAGGUCCCCGUAUGCUCCCAAUCGUGGGGUACCUUCCAUUUCUUAGUCCCAACUUGCACACACAGUUCACCAACAUGGCUCACACCUACGGCCCCAUCUUUAAGCUAAAGUUGGGUAGUAAACUUCAUGUUGUGAUAAAUACACCGGAGUUAGCAAAGGAGGUGGUUCGUGACCAAGACGAGGCAUUUUCUAACCGUGCCAAAACCAUUGCCGCGUCAGUAAUAACUAACGGUGGCCAAGAUAUAGCAUUUUCGGACAAUAAUGCCAACUGGCGUAAGCUUCGUAAGAUAAGUGUUCACGAAAUGCUAAGCAACAAGAAUAUUGAAGCAGGUAGUUCUGUCAGACGCGACGAAGUUAGAAAUGCCAUCAAGAAUGUUUUUGGUAGAAUUGGUACCAAAGUUAACAUUCGUGAGAUUACUUUCUCCACAGAGACAAGUGUGCUAACAAGAACAAUUUGGGAAAGCAAAGGGGUGAAAAACAACAAUCUAGCAGCUGAGUUAGAUAUGAUGAGUGCAAAGAUUGUUCAAUUACUUGGAAGGAUGAAUUUAUCUGAUUUCUUCCCUAUUCUUGCACGGUUUGAUCUACAAGGAGUUGCGAGGGACUCCGAGAAGAUACGUAACAAGUUGGAUCAACUUUUCACAACCAUCAUUGAUGAUCGAAUCGAAUCCAACUUAAAAGAGUCAGAAGACGAAGAAAAGAAAGAUUUUUUACAAGUGUUAUUAAACUACAAGGAUGAAAAAGGUGCAAUACCACUUAGCAGGGACGAAAUAAAGUUAAUUCUCUUGACUUUAUUGUAUCAGGACAUUAUGAUUGCUGGAACAGAAACAAGUGCAACAACUGUAGAAUGGGCGAUGUCAAAUAUUAUGCAAAAUCACAACAUAAUGAAAAAGAUUCAAGAAGAACUGGUAGAAAUUGUAGGACUAAAUAACACCGUCGAAGAAUAUCAUCUUCCAAAACUAAAAUACAUGGACGCAACAAUUAAAGAAACCUUACGUAUGCAUCCUAUAGUCCCUUUCUUAAUCCCACGAUCACCAAGCAAGGCAUGUGUGGUAGGUGGAUAUACCAUUCCAAAAGGUUGUUCAAUCUUCUUGAAUGUUUGGUCAAUCCAUCACGAUCCGCGGUACUGGGACGAUCCUUUGAAAUUCAACCCCGAGAGGUUCUUGACAAACAAAGGGGAUUAUAAGGGAAACAAGUUGACGUUUUUCCCAUUUGGAUCAGGAAGAAGAUUGUGUCCAGGUAUUCCAUUGGCCGAGAAAAUGUUAAUGCUCAUAUUGGCUUCACUCUUGCACUCGUUUGAUUGGAGCAUACCCAAGGAUGAAAAACAUGACCUUACCGAAAUAUUUAGCAUUGCACUGAAGAAAAGGAAACCACUCAUUGCUAUUCCAUCUCAAAGGUUGAAAGAUGUGAGCCUCUAUAUGUAAUCGUAUAUGACUUCUCUAUAUGGUUAAGAUCCAAAAUAGUGCUAUGAAUAAUGUAGUUAUGCUCAUCGAAAGUGUACCAAUUUCGAUAGUACGUGGAAUAACCCAUUUAAGGUGUAUGUAUGUCGUAGAAUUAUAUCCAAAGUACAUGGAAUUACCCUUUUAGGGUGUAUGUAUGUUGUGGAAUUAUAUGAUGUUAUCAAUAUAAACAUUUAUGUGGACA